CUAGCUUGUUUAGUAUCUUGGAUCAAAAUGGAUAACGUUACGUGUUUUUGUAGUAGUUUCAGUUUUCCCGUUGCACUGUAAAUGCUCAGAUUAUAUCAUUGUGGUGUAUUAGUGUAACUCGCCGUUUUCGAUUUAGUGAUUUAUUUCUGAACUAAAGUGGAGCUAGCAAGGCAGAAGAUUGUAAACCUGCUCUGGACAUGGCUGAGACAACAGAGGGGAAAUCAUUUGUUUUUGAUGUCCUGUCUAAGCGCCACCAACGACAAUUAUCAAGUGUUCGACACAAGAGCACAAUUCAGUAUGCUACACGGCCUGAUUUACCAAAGCUGGCCUACAGGAAGCUGAAAGGGAAGAGUCCUGGAGUGGUUUUCUUGCCUGGUUUUGCCUCUGUCAUGGGUGGACAGAAAGCAGAAGCAUUAGAAGAGUUCUGCAAGUCUUUAGGUCACUCAUACCUCAGGUUUGACUAUUCUGGCUGUGGGUCAUCUGAAGGGGAUAUGGGUAACUACAACAUUGGUGCCUGGAAGAAAGAUGUCCUGUAUGUACUGGAUGAACUGGUAGAGGGACCACAGAUUCUGGUGGGCUCCAGCAUGGGUGGGUGGCUGAUGUUGCUAGCUGCUCUUGCACGGCCAGAGAAGACAGCUGCUUUAGUGGGCAUCUCAACUGCUGCAGAUCACUUCGUCACUGCCUUCAACUCCCUACCAAUAGAGACAAAGAAGGAGAUUGAGGAACAGGGCUUUUGGAAAUUCCCAACCAAGCACAAUGAAGAGGGUUUCUACACACUUAGCGUGGACUUUCUGAAGGAAGCGGAGAACCACUGCAUACUCCAGAGCCCCAUCCCUGUUUCCUGCCCUGUUCGUCUGAUUCAUGGGCUCAAGGACUCUGACGUUCCCUGGCACGUCUCUAUGCAGGUCGCAGAGCGAGUACUCAGCAAUGACGUAGAUGUCAUUAUACGCAAACAUGGGCAACAUCGCAUGUCAGCGAAAGAUGAUAUUAAGCUCAUGGUGUACACUAUUGAUGAUCUUAUCGAUAAAUUGACCACACUGGGGUGAGAAUGGGUGUGAGGACAGUAUGGACUAGUUGGGAUGGGGAAAGCAGUGUGUACAGCUUUCAGGUUUGGAGGUUAGGCUUUUAAAGUGAAAGAAGCCAAAUGAAUUGAAUGAGAAUCACCAAAAAUUUCUAAUUUCUUUCCAGAGACGUAUGACUGACUUCCAUGGAACACCAUACAAUGACCAGAUCCUGGCAUACGCAAAAAAAGUCAUCAUGACUUGUGUGCUUUAUUCCUUCUAUAGUGACCUGAAACCAUAUGAUAGCUUUGUAAAAGGGACAGGCCAAAAUCUAAAAGAAUAGUUCAUCCAAAAAUUUUAAUUUGCGGAGAAUUCAGGACAGCCAAAAUGUACAAGAGAUUGGUUCUUCAUCUGAACGGUUUUGGAGAAUUCACAUCACUUGCUAACUAAUGGAUCUUCUGCAGUGAAUGGGUGCUGUCAGAAUGAGUCCAAACAGCUGAUAAAAACACAAUAAUCCACAAAUAAACUACACCACUCCAGUUCAUCAAUGAACAUCUUGUGAAGCAAAAAUCUGUUAAAAUAAGUUUUUUUUUUUAUUAUUCAUAUUAUUGCUUUUUCACUGAAAAUAGUACAGAACAUUUCUUAAUAAAUAUCCAUCGCUUUUGAUAUGAAAGGAUAACAGAAUGGACUUUUUCAAUUGGACGUAUUUUGGGAUGAAAGUUGAAAUGCUUUUACGAUUGUUCUAUUUAUUUUGGCUUCACAAGAUGUUAACUGAUGGAUUGGAUUCAUUGUGAUGUGAUUAUUGUUAUUAUUGUGAUUGUGAGGGGGCUCUCAUUUUGUCGGCAACCAUUCACUGCAGAUAUAAUUUUCCUAAUCUGUUCUGAUGAGGACUGUUCUGUUCUGAUAUAGACUCAUCUAUAUAUCUUGGAUGCCCUGAGGGCAAGUAAAUAUUCACCAAAUGUCAAUAUUUUAGUGAACUAUUCAUUUAAAUUGUGAUUCGCUGCAGUAGCUUUCAAAUAUAAUGAAAUGCAUUAUGCCAAGUUUAAAUAGAUAAGCAUUCCUGAGAUUUAAGAGCCAUGACAAAGCAAAAAUUUCAGUGAUUAAUUGCUUCAGUAACACUUUACAAUAAGGUUUAAUUUGUUAACAUUAUUCAAUGCAUUAUCUAACAAUGAGUAAUAUAUAUUUUUACAGAAUUUAUUAACCUUGGUUAAUUGUAAAAUAAUAUAGAUUAAUAAAUGUAGAAGUAUUGUUUAUUAUUCAUGCCAACUAAUGAAACUUUACUGUAAAGUGUUAACAUGAGUUCAGUUCCAUCACAAACCAAAAUGCUAAAACAUUGUAACCAUAGUACUGAGAACUCCACAUCUAACUUUUUUUUUUACUCCUGUUUCCCGUUACAUCUUAAUGUGAUCAUAAUUGUAAUGCUGUGUCACGUAGGGCCUUGAAAAAAAAAUUAUAAGGAGUUCCAACGUUGAGUUGGUUAAGGUUUGGUGGUUGUUCUGAAAUGGACAGUAGCCAUUGUUUUUCAGUGUCUUUGUCUUGCAUUUUAUGAAAGCUUGUCUCGUUUAUCACUACCAGAGGGAUACACUUCUGAAGAAAGUAGUUAGAAAGCUGUAUAUGCUAAUGACAAUGCAGUUUUUAUUGUGAGCUGCUUAAUCAGAUUAUGAGCAAUCUUGGACAAAGAAAAUGUUUUAUAUUUGACCAUAGAAGGAAGGCUGUGGCUAGAAAAUGCUGUUAAUAUAAGAAGGGAUUUGGCUAAUGGUACAGAGAAUAUUUAAGCAUUUUGAAUCACUUUGUGCACAAAUGAUGAAAUAUUUACAGGUAGAAAACUUUUGUGUCAUAUACUACAAGAUACAGGUUGGAUUGGUGAACCACACAGUAUUGUUAUAUAAAGCCAUUUAUGUGGAAUGCUAAGAGGGGCUUUAUUUUACUGGUAAUUCAUUGUGUUGUUGUUUUUGUUUUCUUCCUUUGACUUCUUUGUUUCAGCACCUGUUUUUUCUUCAUGCACUGGUGCAAGGAUGCAGCCAGAACAGUAAUAGAGAAGACAGUGUCUACCUUUCAAGAAGUUUUAUUUUUAUUUUUUUUGGCCAACUGUAAUUUAUGUGCUAGUCUGACGAUGAUUCCUCUGGUUACAGACGUUGUGUGUUCUUUUUACUUUCAUUUUUGGAGCACAAAUUUUCCCAGAGUUGGAUAACCCACAAGUAUUAUCACUUUUCUCUGUCAGCAUCUUAUCUCAUUCAUUUCUAAGCCUUUCCAAUUUCUGUUAGCUCAUGUUAAACAUUUCAAAAUGUUAUAAAACGUCAAAUGUAUCACGUCGUGUUUUCAAAUAUGUAUAAAUCUGUGUCAUGUAUAAAAAUAAGUCUUUUUUUAUUAUUAAAGUAAAAGUCUGCA
Carassius gibelio (silver crucian carp) is the source of this 3389-nucleotide messenger RNA. RefSeq names its product abhydrolase domain containing 10, depalmitoylase a (gene abhd10a). The transcript has 5 exons. Lineage: Eukaryota; Metazoa; Chordata; Actinopteri; Cypriniformes; Cyprinidae. Gene Ontology annotation, cellular component: mitochondrion. Gene Ontology annotation, biological process: protein depalmitoylation. Gene Ontology annotation, molecular function: palmitoyl-(protein) hydrolase activity; hydrolase activity, hydrolyzing O-glycosyl compounds. The coding region runs from base 198 to 1046 and encodes 282 amino acids. The record is from RefSeq and is a predicted model, not a curated record.